AUGGAGAUUGAUCUUUCUCCCCAGUUUGCGAAGACAGUUCAUGGAGCCAAUGGUGGGUCCUACCACACCUGGUCCCCCUCUCAGCUUCCCAUGCUUCGCGAAGGCAACAUUGGUGCAGCCAAACUCUCUCUGCGCAAAAACGGUUUCGCCCUUCCUCGUUACUCUGACUCUUCCAAGGUCGCUUAUGUUCUUCAAGGAAGUGGAGUGGCUGGAAUAGUGCUGCCUGAAUCAGAAGAGAAGGUCGUUCCAAUCAACAAGGGUGAUGCGCUGGCACUCCCCUUUGGUGUUGUGACAUGGUGGUAUAACAGGGAAGAAACUGAGUUGGUUGUUCUGUUCCUUGGGGACACUUCCAAGGCUCAUAAGGCUGGUGAAUUCACUGACUUUUUUCUGACUGGUUCCAAUGGAAUCUUCACGGGGUUUUCCACUGAGUUUGUGAGCAGGGCUUGGGACAUGGAAGAGAGUGAUGUCAAAACCCUUGUUGGAAAACAACCAGGCACAGGGAUUGUGCAGUUGGAAGCAAACAUCACACUUCCUGAGCCUAAACCAGAGCACCGGAAUGGCAUGGCCUUGAACUGUGAAGAGGCUCCAUUGGAUGUUGACAUCAAGGGUGGUGGAAGGGUUGUGGUAUUGAACACCAAGAAUCUUCCCUUGGUUGGUGAUGUUGGACUAGGGGCUGACCUUGUGAGGUUGGAUGGAGGAGCAAUGUGCUCUCCAGGAUUCUCUUGUGAUUCUGCUUUGCAGGUUACUUAUAUUGUCAGGGGUAGUGGCCGGGUUCAGGUUGUUGGUGUUGAUGGUCGUAGGGUUUUGGAGACAACCGUAAAAGCUGGUAAUUUGUUCAUUGUGCCAAGGUUUUUUGUGGUCUCAAAGAUUGCUGAUCCAGAGGGAAUGGACUGGUUCUCUAUUAUCACCACCCCUAAUCCUAUAUUUACCCACUUGGCUGGAAGUUCUUCUGUGUGGAAGGCUUUAUCACCAUCUGUUCUGCAAGCUGCUUUCAAUGUAGAUUCAGAAGUGGAGCAACUGUUCCGUUCAAAGAGGACUUCCGAUGCCAUUUUCUUCCCUCCGCCAAGUUAG
Sphenostylis stenocarpa is the source of this 1071-nucleotide messenger RNA. Lineage: Eukaryota; Viridiplantae; Streptophyta; Magnoliopsida; Fabales; Fabaceae. The record is from the annotation of a GenBank genome assembly.